CUGAAAAGCGGAUGUAAAUAAAAGCAGUUUGUGGUAAAACACUUGUGUUUUUGACAGUCGUUGAUAGUUAAUGCUAAGAUAUUUACUUUAUAAAUGCAAUAUAACUAUAUACGACAUAACAAUAUCCAGCUGGUGUAACGGAGUUCUCAGAGAAAAGGGGGGAUUACAAAGUAUUUGGAACAAUAACGUCAGUACGUGUCUGUCGGUUUUAUUUGACUUAAGUUUAUCUGCUUAAAGGGCUCCUUUACUGUCAGUUAUGGAUCAACCUGAAGAAAUGGGCAGCUUCAGCCAACCAACAGAGGCUGUGGGGCUGAAUGAUGAUCCUGCUCCUGACGGCUCAACCGGACAGAAGGACACCUCCACUACAGACAUGCUGAGAAUAAAAAAACAGAUGUCAAACCAGUGCUUUGAGAUGGCUGUGCAUCUCCAAGCAGGGAAAACUAAGAGAUCAUGCAGCUCAUCUGAAGCUGAGAGAGACUUGCCGGAUUAUGUGAGUGAGUUGGAAAGAGUCAAGACCACUCAUUUCAACAGCACAAUGAUAUUACACAGAAUGCAAAUGUGGCAUGCUGUUGCAGAAAAGCUGAGACAGAAAGAUUCAGAUGCAGAUGAGCUGAAAGGAGUGAGUGAUCGAUGUAUGGCCCUCUGCUCACAAAUAAAACAUCUUCAGCAAGAGUCAAGAGGUCUUCAAGAGGAAAUAUCAGAAUUACAAAAGAAAAGGCUUGAGAUGAAGCGGCUCACAAAUGAAAAAAUGAAAGAGAUGGAACAGUUGAAAUCCAAGAAAGAACAUCCAGAUACAGAGAAGUACAAAGCCGCUUUGGAGAAAGGACAGUCGAACCUGGAGAAAUAUAAACAGAUGGCCGUCAUGGCACAGAAUGUCCUGAGGGGUCUUCUCUUGGCCUAUAAAGUCAACUGGCUGGAUGAUCCUGCACUUCGUGAUAUUGCCAUGACGCUAGAAGAGUUUCCCAUCUCUGACUAGAGGUUGAAUCUUGUUGUUGUAUAUUUGUGUGAUCAUUGUAAAAUAAAUGCGUAAACUUUAAAACCAA
Molecule: messenger RNA, 1043 nt
Organism: Sphaeramia orbicularis (orbiculate cardinalfish)
Lineage: Eukaryota; Metazoa; Chordata; Actinopteri; Kurtiformes; Apogonidae
Product: centromere protein H
Exons: 10
Coding region: 257-976 (239 amino acids)
Biological process (GO): chromosome segregation; mitotic spindle organization; kinetochore assembly
Cellular component (GO): kinetochore; nucleus
Molecular function (GO): kinetochore binding
Source: RefSeq, a predicted model, not a curated record